Messenger RNA from Egretta garzetta (little egret), 3548 nucleotides. It is a transcript of the gene EPHX1, whose product is annotated as epoxide hydrolase 1. Gene Ontology annotation, biological process: epoxide metabolic process. The transcript has 9 exons. Lineage: Eukaryota; Metazoa; Chordata; Aves; Pelecaniformes; Ardeidae. The record is from RefSeq and is a predicted model, not a curated record. Gene Ontology annotation, molecular function: epoxide hydrolase activity. Bases 91 to 1476 code for a protein of 461 amino acids.
AUCCCAUUUCUGAAACUUUACAGAAGUGUUGAUGUCCUGUGAGCGACAGAACAGCACAUAGAUCGAAUCCUAUCUUUAAAAGCGAGCAUUAUGCUGCUUGAAGUAUUCCUGGUUCUGGGGACAGUCCUCAUCUACUUCUUAGUUUCCAAGAAGAAAGAAGAGACAUUGCCCUUCAAAGAGGGAUGGUGGGGCAAGGGACAAAAGCCUGACACGGAAGAAGAUGCAACUGUUUGGCCAUUUAAGGUGGAAACUACAGAAGAAGAGCUGAGUGACUUAUUUAGGAGACUUGACCAGGCUCGAUUCACUGAGCCACUGGAGGACAGUUGCUUCCAUUAUGGGACUAACUCAGUGUAUCUCAGGAAGGUUGUCUCCUACUGGAAAAACCAGUUCAAUUGGAAGAAACAAGUUGAAAUCCUCAACAAGUACCCACAAUUCAAAACUAAGAUUCAAGGCAUUGAUAUCCAUUUUGUUCACGUAAAGCCUCCUCGUUUGCCUGAAGGCCGGUCUGCAAAGCCUUUAUUAAUGGUUCAUGGUUGGCCUGGCUCAUUUUACGAGUUUUACAAAAUCAUCCCUCUCCUGACGGAUCCUGCCAGCCAUGGCCUCAGUGAUGAACACGUUUUUGAAGUCAUUUGCCCAUCUAUCCCUGGUUAUGGUUUCUCAGAAGCACCCCACAAAAAAGACUUUAAUUCUGUAAGUGCCGCUUCUAUUUUUUAUGAAUUGAUGCUCAGACUAGGAUUCAACGAGUUCUACGCACAAGGUGGUGACUGGGGCUGGCUCAUCUGCACCAAUCUGGCCCAGAUAGCUCCCAACCAUAUGAAAGGUCUCCAUUUAAAUCUAGCCUCAGUUACAAACAUGGGAUUCGUUCACCUGCUCUCCAUUCUGCUGGGCCGCUAUCUUCCAGGGCUCUUCGGCUUCCAGGAUGAAGAUGUUAGGCGGAUGUUUCCCUUCUUGAAAAAAGGGCUCUACAGGAUCUUGUUGGAGUCUGGCUACGCUCACAUACAGGCUACAAAGCCUGAUACUGUUGGCUGUGGUUUGAAUGACUCUCCCAUAGGACUGGCUGCGUACAUCUUGGAGAAGUUUUCUACAUGGACCGAUCUGGAAUUCCGCGAUUCAGAGGAUGGAGGACUAGAGAGGAAGUUUAACCUGGAUGAUCUGCUCACCAAUAUCAUGAUCUACUGGGUGUCAGGCUGUAUAGUCUCCUCAAUGCGUUUCUACAAAGAAAAUAUGCAGAAGGGGAUAGGCACACAGAAACAUGAAAGGCUCCCCGUACAAGUACCUACUGGCAUUGCCUCCUUCCCUAAUGAAGUCAUGCACACGCCCCAGGCUUGGGCCCGGAAGAAAUACACCAACAUAGUUUCCUUCCAUUUCAUGCCUCGAGGUGGCCACUUUGCAGCUUUGGAGGAACCUGAACUUCUUGCUGAAGAUAUUCUGCAAUUUGUUGGGAAAGUAGAGAAAGAGCAGCUUUGGAGAAAGUAAAGGAGGGUAACUCCCCUGACAAACAGCAGGGUAUUGCUAAUAGCUUAGCACAUGUACAGGCCUUACUAAGUCCACUGUAAUCCAUGUAACUAGCUCUUAUUCUUGACCAGAUGCAAGAGAGGACAGCAAGAAAAACGCAGUGUCUCUCAGUACGAUACUGCCGUGGGGACCUACUGGUUUGGGGUUGGGGUUUUUUGUUCAGCUAGGCUGAGAGAGUAGCAUGAAGACUGCUUGGUCAUCUUCUCCCCCAGGCACAGACUUCUAAAAUCUGUUCUGUAGUAUUCCUGACUCUUGCUUUGAAACUGAAAAAUAGACCUUAUUCUUAGUGUGAGAGUUUAAUCGUUAUGAAAGGCUUUUUGUUCAUGGCAGCAGUAAAACUUGAGUUGGUGUAGGUGUGAGGUUCCCCACACAAAGAACAGGGAACAGCCUAGCAAGACCAAACUCACAUGAGCGCAUCAGUUAAUCAGCAUUGAUGAGCUACACUACCUUUCAACUAGCCAGCUGGCUACUGCUGGCUGCCUUUCUUUUCCAGCCUAGGCUGUUAAGCAGGUUCCUGGCUGCAAGGAAGCUCAGCUCCCCUAUGCCAGGCUUCUGGGACAGCAACAUGUGAGCUGAAGCACAUGGGUGCCUGCUGCUCCCAGCAGAAGGAGGGUUGGGUAUGAGUAAGUACAGCCCAAGCUGCCUCUGCACUGAAUUUGUACUCUUAACUAAAAUCGUAGCCCUGGAUAGGCUCAAGACACUGUGGCUUUGCACUGCUUCUGCAGGGUAUUGUAAGUACCUCUUACUAAGUAAUAAAAAUUUGAUUAAUUCAAAAUUAAAAGAAACUUGCAUGAAAAUUUUUAAUAAUUCCUGUGUGUUUCUUUUAGUUUUUUUUACUAACUGAGCUUUUUCUUGGUCACAGCAAAGUGAAGUGUCAAUUCAGAACAUCUCGAUUCUGUACUGCAUCUGUUAAAAAGGUCAGAGCGGAGGCAGACUACUCAAAGAAAAUUGAAUUUGAAGGGCUGUAUGUUUUUGCCAGCAGCAGUUCCUAUCAUGUGCAGUUGAGCUUCAAACACUCUUAACCUGUAUCCAGAUGACCGAUUUCAGUAUGGUUUUGUUCUCCAGUCACUUCCGCUACACUUCCCUACCCCUGUGAGCUCAGGGAAAUAGAAUCCACCACUAACACUUGCACGGAUUAGUACUGUCUCACAAUAUUAACUGAAAUAGAAGCUGUUAAGUAAUGGUUACUCCAGCAGAGCCCUGCUCCAUCCCACGGGGCUUUAAACUCAAGAACACUGACCAGUUUGUUUCACAGAAGGCAAGUCACCGCUCCUGCUGGGCACAUCUGCAUCCUGGUGCUCAAAGCCACCUGAUAUGUCAUGACAGAGCAUCAUUAGGGCAGACAUAGGCAUGCAACAGCCUGGAGCAGUUUUCUGAGCAGAGAUGAGACCGCUCCCUGCCCUUCCUCUGCCUUCUGUGCUUCUGCACCUGGGUGCCAGCAGAGGAAGGCACAGUUGCUCUUGGGGCUCCCUACAAGGUUUGACUGCAGCCUUAGACCUUCAAGCUGUACUUGAAUUCUUUAAGACAGCUAACUGCUGCCAAAAUAGUAGCAAGCACUAGUUCUACAUUUACUUGUAAACGCUUCCAUUAGCCAAAGUUUGUGUUCUCAUUUGCAAACUACUGUGUGGCUCAGGCCAGCAUGUUUUGAAUAGACAGGAAGAAAUACAGAAUCAUUCACUUUGUCUAGAACAAGUGGAGAAGACCAUCCCCAAACUUGUUUCAGGCUCAGUACAUUAAAAAAGGUUGCUUAGCCAGAAGGAAUCAGCAUGCCUCUUCAACAACAGCUGUUUACAGGCACUGCUAUGCUCCCUCUUGCAUGAGUCCUGAUCUCUGGCCGUUUGUUUUUGCCUUACUUCUGUCCCCUGUGUGGCCUUGUAUUUCAGAGCUGGAGAGCAUCCGCUCUCCUCUUUAAUGCACCUGCAGCCAGCUGCUGUGGUGCCAGAGAGCACUGCCCUGUGCUGCUACAACCAAAUACGUCCCCAGGGACUGCUCCGUCACAACACAGAUAAAGUAAGUGGGAAGGAAGUUUGUUA